GUUACAUUUUAACAUUGAGUUCACUUUUAUAUAUUAGUCCGUAACUUCAUCAAAUCUCAUAUUAUAUACUAGACUGUUACACUUUGCAGAGGAGGUGACUUGAUGUUGAAGUCAGUCAACGUGUUAAUAUUUGUAACAAUAUGGCGGCUGAGCUUCUCUCUGUAAACUGACCUAUGUUUUGGAGACAAGUCACAACAACAAAAAAGACAAUGUUACUAACAGCUGGUCGCCUGUCCAAAGUGCUGCAGCUCACCCUGGCGGUCAUCAAACCAGAUGCUGUCGCUCAUCCUGUGAUGUUAGAGGCUCUUCACAAGAGAAUCCUGGACAACAACUUUGUCAUUGUUAGAUGCAAAGAUCUGGUGUGGAGAAGACAAGACUCUGAGAGGUUUUACGCUGAACAUUCAGGACGAUUCUUCUAUCAAAGACUUGUUGAAUUCAUGUCAAGUGGUCCGAUGCGUGCGUACAUUUUAGCCAGAGAGGACGCCAUUCAACACUGGAGAAACCUGAUGGGACCUACCAAAGUGUUUAGAGCCAGAUACACCUCCCCUGCCUCCAUCCGGGGACAGUUUGGACUCACAGACACACGAAACACAACUCAUGGCUCAGAUUCUGUUGAGUCAGCCCAAAGAGAAAUCAUUUUCUUCUUCCCAGACUUCAGUGAGCAGGAAUGGAUGGAGAAGGAAGAGCCAGCGUUCAGAUCAGGACAGAUCCAUUAUGACCAUCAGAAACAGAUCCACACACUCUCAGCACAGAGCUGACCCCACAGCUGCUGUUAGGCUUACUGAGCAACAGCAGCAUGAGGACACUGCAAUUAUUCAUCCAUUCAUGUGACAAUGCAAGCUGCCAGAGAUGAUCUUAAAUGUUUUUUUUAAAUGUUGAUACAAGAAAAGUGCGUGUUUGUUGGUCAUCUGAAUUCCUCCAAGUGCCAUUGUGGUCUUUUCAUGUUUGUGUUAUUAGAACUGACUUUCCUUAAACAUGUAAUACGAAGUAAUUUAAAAUAAGGAUUAUUUAUUCUCAUAAUAAAACACAAAUGACACGAUAAGAAAGUCAGACGCUGUGUUGUACAAAUAAAAAACAUAAUUUAUUAAGACAAGUUUUACAUUAACACAAACUCCCGUCCACGCUUCACUGUUAAUAGUGCAAUCAUCACAAACCCAUUCAGCUUCCUGAGCCAUACAGAUAUUAAGAAAGCAGCGACUACAAGUUGUUUAUCAAUGUAACAAACUAGAAUAUAUUUAUUAUUUGUGAAUGAUCAGGAAUGUGAAAUAAUACUUUAUUUCCCUCAAAAGCGUCUUC
This is a messenger RNA of Scomber scombrus (Atlantic mackerel), 1296 nucleotides long. RefSeq names its product NME/NM23 nucleoside diphosphate kinase 6 (gene nme6). Gene Ontology annotation, biological process: UTP biosynthetic process; GTP biosynthetic process; CTP biosynthetic process. NCBI's taxonomy places the organism in Eukaryota, Metazoa, Chordata, Actinopteri, Scombriformes, Scombridae. The transcript is spliced from 6 exons. Gene Ontology annotation, molecular function: nucleoside diphosphate kinase activity. Bases 174 to 758 code for a protein of 194 amino acids. The record is from RefSeq and is a predicted model, not a curated record.